Arvicanthis niloticus (Nile rat) is the source of this 5061-nucleotide messenger RNA. The record is from RefSeq and is a predicted model, not a curated record. NCBI's taxonomy places the organism in Eukaryota, Metazoa, Chordata, Mammalia, Rodentia, Muridae.
GUUGAGAGGCUGUGGGCGCUGUCUCCUAGGAAGUACCGAUCUCGCUGAGCUAUGGAGGACAGUGACGGCAGCGAUGCACAGCUCAGAGAAGAAAUAGAAGCUGAAUUGGAUAAAAUCAGCAUCUCUUCCUUGGAAAAUGAUGAGGCUGAAAAUGAUUCAGUAUCAGAAACUCAGAGUGACAGUAGUGACACUGAUUUACUUGAAUUGCCAGAGUCAGUUCUUCACUAUAUCAACGUCAUAAAGAACAAGAGUAAAGCUGCUGAGGAACUCAUUCUUCAGGACUUAGAAGAUACUGAUGUCUUCAGUGAUUAUAAGAAAGGUUGUAGUUAUGGCACAGUGUCUGACAGUCAUUUGCAUUUGAGAACUGGAUCGUUACUUGAAUCUAAAGCAAAUUCUGAACAAUUAAUGAAGAUAUUAUCGGUAAUAGAUAAAGAAGAAUUUAUCAGAAGUCUAGCUCCUUCUGCCAGAUGUGUUUCUGUUCCUGAACCUGUUACUCUUGAUAUGGAUGAAUAUAUUUUACCAGAUGAGGCUGAUUUGAGUUUUGGCUACUUUGAAGUGGAAGAAAGAUGUAGAAAAUCCUUUGAAGCUUGGCAGGAGAAACAACAAGAGCUAGAAGAAAAGGAUAAAGAAAUUCUGGAAGCUCAGAGUGACAGAGAAAGACAGAACUUUCAAGAGGAAGAUGAGAAGAGACAGUGCUGGAUGAGACAGUUUGAAGUUGAAAAGAAAAAAUUAGAGAAUCUUCAGAAGCAAGACCAAGAAAAAAUGAAUGAUGAACUCCAUAAAGAAGAGAAAAUAUGGAAAGAAAAACACAGACAACAUGAGGAAUUUAUCAGAAGCUUGCAUCUACAAAUGGAGGAGGAGAGAGCGAGAUUAAGUGAGCUACAAGAAAAAGAAAAAGCACGCUUAUUCAAACUGCGGCAUGAUGCAGCUGUAAAAAUUCAAGCCAGUUAUAGAGCAUUAGUAACUUACCGAAAAUAUAACCCAAUCAUAAGAGAGCAAAUUGCAAAGACGAAGAGGAAAGCACAGGAGUUGAAGGAGAGGGAGGCAAAGAUACGAGAGAAGGAGGAAGAAAGGAAGAGGAGAAUUGAAGAGGAGCAGAGGGUAAAGGAGGAGAGGAAGAAGAAGAUGCUGGAGGAAAGGAGGAGACGAGAGAGGGAAUAUGAAGAGAAAAAGAGCAUCCUGAGACAAGAGAGAGAAGAGCAACGAAGCAAGGAAAUGAUAAGACUGAGGGAAAAUGCCCACUCACCACUGAUCAUUACCUGUGCCUUAAAGAAAGGUGAAUGUCAUGGCAAGGCGCAAGCUAUUGCACAUUUGUCAAAGAAUAAGGUUACUAUAGCCAAAGAGUCAGCGGACAGCAACUCAAAAAAGCAAGAAGAUGCUUGCCUAGUUCAGCAAUUAAACAAGAGAGAAAAUACGCAUAAUCAGCUUGUGUUGAAGAAAUCAACGGGAAUAAAAUUAAAAUCAAGCCAGGCAGCUUUUACAGAAUUAAAAAUGAAUGAGAAAAAUGAAACUUUACCAAAAUUAAAAAUGAAUGAAAAUUUAUCAAAAAACCAAUGUUCAGAACAAUCUGCUGACCAAGAAAUUAACACUAAAACCAGAGACCAAAAAAAUGAAUUGGAAAACUCGGACCUAAAGGAAAGUGUGAAUGAACCGUGCCCAGGGCAAGAACUAAAGUCUGAACCUCAAACAGAGGAACGUGUGGAGCAUACCAUGAAGGAGAAUAUGGGACAAGAAACCCAAAAUCUAUUUGAAUUCAAUCAAGGAGUGAGUGAAGAGGACACUAAUGGAGCACAGGCAGUCAUCAAGGAGAAUCACGAGAGGUUGACUGAAGAGAUAGAAAUCAAAGAGAUGACAGAGCAAGACGGGCCAUCGUAUGAGGAGAAUAAUAGUUCCCCUAUUUCCAUGCAGAAAAGCCUACCCUCACUGAUACCAGACAAUCCUGAACCUGUACAAAGAAGUGUAACAUUGGAAGAAGACCAAGAGACUGAUUUAAAAUCAGAAAGAAUUGGGGAAAUAUCAGAAGGUGUACUGACUUGUGAUGUUGUGGCCAUUAACUUAGAUGCCUCUGUGUAUACAGAGGGCAAGGCAGACCUGCAGGGUUCUGUCUCAGGCAAAUUUUCUCCCAAUGAAGCAGCUGGUAGUCACAGUGCUAAUAACUUCUUGGUCACUGAAGAAGGGGAAGACUCUCCUAAAUCUGAGAUUGAAGAAACUCUGGAAAUAAGGAAGCAAACUAAGGCUGAAGGUGAGGGUGUCCUGGCUUGCUCUGUUUCACAGAUAACAGUUUUAUCUUCAGUUGAGGAAAGGAGACUAGCUUGGGUAAAAGCAUUUAAACCUUGGAACGAAAUCUUUGAGCAAAAUCAACUUAAGAAAGUCAUUAAAAAAAGGAGACUUGUGAAGUGCCCACCAAAUACAAUGCCUCCCUUGGAUCCAUCAGCCAUUCUCCAGGAUGGCCCUUGGAAAACUUUACAGCAGGUUACAGUCAUUACAUUUCAGGAUUUGCCUGGCUGUAGUCUCUCUACACUGGCAGAAUGCCCAAAUCUUCAGCUCCUGUCUCUUCGUCGCUGUGGACUAACUUCCUUGCAGGGCCUGAGCCAUUGCACAAACCUUAAGUACAUCGAUGCACAGGAAAACCACAUUGAGGCUGUCAGUUGUGAAAAUUUGGAAAAUCUCUUUGUUGUUCUUCUUAAUAAGAAUCUACUGAAUUCUAUUCAUGGUUUUGAUGGAUGCACUAAUCUCCAACGCCUUGAACUUUCACAUAAUAAAAUCACACGAAUCAGUGGUUUAGAAUCUUUGAAAUAUCUUCAACAACUAACUGUGGACCAUAAUCAGUUAAUUAGCACUAAAGGUCUUUCUGAAGUGCCCACCAUCGUGUACCUGGAUUGCUCACAUAAUCAUCUUACUGACGUUGAUGGCAUUGAAAAUUGUGGAUUGCUCCAAAUAGUAAAGUUGCAGGGAAAUUAUCUAAGAGAGCCUCCAUCUUUAAGAAAUCACGUUCUGCUCAGAAAGCUGCAUUUAGAUGACAACAGCAUCUCAAGUGUGGAAAGACUUUCUUUGUUUUGGUUGCCUUUACUACAAGAUCUAAGUAUCUCACAAAACAGCUUAGCAACAAUUGUACCACUUUUUCAUUUUGUGUCUUUGGAAAAGCUAGAUGUCAGCAACAAUUGUAUUUCUGAUCUGACAAAUGUCAUGUGUUGGUUCAAUGAAUGCUACUCUCUCCGUGAGCUUUGUCUCACUGGAAACCCAGUACUCCAGGAAAUAAACUGGAGACAUUCUAUACUUAAAACGUUACCUGCUCUGAGAGUCCUCAAUGGUGACAUGCUGAACUCUUACACCAACAUCUGUAUUGAAGAGUACUGUCCUCAAGACCUAAGAUGUUUCUUGGCACUUUGUCAGUACCAGCUUCAAGAGUUCAACUUAUUAUCUGAAAAAUACAUCAUACAGAAUGGGGACAUUCUCACUAUGCAUGCUGCAGACAGACUCUCACAGUACUAUAAAGACUUAAUGAGACUCAGUAAUGAAUGCAGACGUGCACAUGAACAAGGGGAUGUAAAUACCACCAAGAGGUCUGCAGCAGAAACUGAAAAGAACCAUACAGACUUUCCAAACACUGACAGCACAUGGCAAAACAAGGCUUUUCAUAAGACUAACAAUUGUGAGGCAGAAUCACCAGCUGUUUCUGUAAACCCGUUGGACACUGCAUCUAAACCUUCUGCAUCAAAUUGUGAAGAAGUGAAAGGAAAAAAUCAGGAAACACCUAUGGUGCAGAAGAGUGAACACAGCAGGAUCAGUAGUCUCUCCACCAGCAGAGCCUCCUUCAUAGAAAUCAAGAUGGCAGAUUCUCCAAUGAGUAAUCAUCACGAUGCUGAACAAACUGCAUCAAUCAAGGCAGCAAUGGUAAUCCAAGCACAGUGGCGUAGUUACAUUGCACGCAGACAGAUUAAUUGCUCUGUAAAAAUGCAUCCGAACACAACAGAACCCCUGCAUGAUGCCUUCAUCAAUACCCAGACUACUUCCAAUGAAGAAAGAAGAAAAACUAUUAUGAAUACCCAAGAACUAAGGGAGAAAGCUGCUCUUCAUAUUCAGGCAGUUUGGAAGGGCUUUAUUUUACGAAAAAAACUGGUGACUGCCCUAGAGGCUAUCAAGGAUGAAGAAUCUGGAGAAGAAUAUGAAGAAAUAGAUUUAGAGGAUUUUGAGUUUGAUGAGGACGCCUUGGAGAAAGACUGGCCAGCUUUAGAUUCCACCGGCUUCCCUUCACAAACACUGCCUCUCUCCAAGCAGCUGCCCUGGCCAAAGAACUCUCAGACUUUGAGGCAUGAUGGAACUUCAACUACUGUACCGGCUCGUCCAGCCCAAGCAUGGCUAUGCAUUGAGAAGGAAAAUGUGUUGUCGACAGAGGACACACAGUUAAGCAGCAGAUCAGAAAGCGGAACUUUAUCCUGGACACCUGAGUCAAAAACAAGUAGAAAGAGUUUACUACGAUCUGAAAAAGAAGAAAAAAUUUCAGAAGAAUGGGGCUUUAAGGAUAUCUCUACAGCUCAGCAAAUGCUAAAGAGAGCAAAGAAAAUGAAAUCAAAGAAAUUAAGGAAAAAAUUAGAACCUUCUGUGCGACUAGCAUUAUUCAAAAAAAACAAAAAUAAAGUUUCUGUUACAAAGUCAUCAAAGAAGACACAGUUCAGAAGAGACGAUUACUUUGAGGUACACAUUUCUCCCCAAGAUGAGGAGGAAGAGGCAGUCUCCAAGGCAACUGCUGCAAAGGAAAAGUUAGAAAGGAGUAAGGAAUACACCUACCAGUGGCUUCAUACACAAGUUGGCUUUCCUGAAGCAGCUAGUUCCAGAAACCUGAAAUGCAAUCACUUCUUGCCUGAGUUAGAUCCAGAUGUACUCAAUGGUGGAAGAGUUCAACUUGUGGCAAGACUUGUAAGCAGAGAAGACACGGAUUUGGACCUUUUUUCCACAACCAGUGCAAGCGCUUUGUCUGUGAACAAAGAAAAAAAAAGCCAGACACACAGAUACUCGGCGGGAUCCUCAAGUAAGCUAUGGUUUCCUUCAGAAUUAAUUUAA